AAGUAAAGUGAAGUAAUGAAUGAGUCAUAGAAUAAUUAAUUAAUAUUUUAAGUAAUAACGUGAAGCAAUUAUUCGUAAUGGAAUGAAGCAUUCGUAACAUCGUAAGUACCUGUAUAAAAAUUGUGAUUGAUCUUCUUACGGUUAAAAAAAGAAGAAAAUCUCGGUUCUUAGACGGGUUUCAAGAUUAUGAAACGAUGAAAAUAUUGCGAUUCCGGAGUCCGGACUAUAGGCGCAUAUUCACCGCAUGACUGCAUCGCACUCGAACGAAUGAUAUAAUUGAGAAGCGAGUUAGGAGUAACUCGUACUCGUACAUUGAAGACUGAAGAGUUACGCUGCUUUGCUUAUAUGUAUGAGAAGAAGACGAAGUAGAGUAGAGUAGCAGAAGCAUCAGCAUCAGCUAGAAAAGUGAAAGAACAUGCCUACCCCUUCGUAAUGAAAUUUUAAAUCGGGGGAAUAACUCGGUGGUGACUAACCGUUACCAUGGAUACGAGAACGCCGUCUAGUGUGAUGUUAUGCCAGACCCUAAAUGAGAGAUAUGCCAUCAUUGCGGAAGUGCAUUUCUCUUUUUCGUCAGCGCAACACUAAUAAUUGUAUGUGUAAUUGUAAGCUGUGCCGUGUUUAUAGUACCGAACCGAUCAUUUUUCUCACUCGGACAAAAUGUCACAUGUUUCUAACGCGGUAGUACCUUCGUAAAGAAAACGUCGCUGGCAUCCUGAGAUGUAUUUUGUCGAUUAUAGUCAUUUUGCAUUAAUGGCAAAUGUUAUACCUUCGAUUUUACGGCCGUCAUCUUUGAUACCACCUAUAGCCACCUUUGAUUCUCCUGGUUCCGGUUUGGAUACGUCUACCGCUACGGAUCAAGAUCACGAUUUACGCAAACAAUUGCUCAACGAUAAAUGGCGACAGUUGUUUGACAAGUAUGAUCCGGAAGGAUUUGGUGAAAUACCAUGGGACGAAUUUAUUCGACUGCUCGAUAUUCCAGAAUUUGCGGCUGAAAUAACACCCAAUAAGAAAGAAAUUCUGAUCGAACGUGCUUUGGAACGAAAAUCGCCCGCUAUUACGUUUCAAGAUUUCGUCAACAUAAUGAGUGGAAAAAGAAGGCGCAGCUUUAAAUGUGCCGUUCAUCAAAGAGAUCGAGAAAUAAGCAGCGAAAACGAUUUUCACAUCAUCAUCGAAAAGCCUACGGUAUUUCGCAGAAUGGUGCAUUUAAUAGCGGCCGAAAUUUUGACCGAUGAACGCGAUCGGAAAUAUUAUGCCGAUCAUUACACGUGUUGCCCACCUCCGCUAUUUAUUAUUUUGAUUACAUUUAUUGAGCUCGGCGUAUUCACAUAUUACACGGUGACAACGGGAGAAAUGAACGCUUCUGGUCCAGUUCCUGACAGUAUAUUCGUGUACAGACCCGAUAAAAAAAUACAAAUUUGGAGGUUUAUUUUUUACACAGUACUACACGCCGGUUGGCUGCAUUUACUUUUUAAUUUGUUAGUACAAUUAUCGGUGGGGCUUCCGUUAGAAAUGGUACACGGCUCAUUAAGGAUAGGAGUUGUAUACAUGGCCGGAGUUUUAGCUGGCUCAUUAGGCACUUCCGUUUUCGACGCAGAUGUUUGCUUAGUCGGAGCUUCGGGAGGCGUUUAUGCUUUAUUAGCUGCUCAUCUCGCUAACGUAUUGUUGAAUUUCCAUCAUAUGCAGUUCGGUAUCGUUCGCUUGAUCGGAAUAUUAUUCGUCGCCAGCGUCGAUGUCGGUCUGGCAGUUUACGAUCGCUACGCAUCGGCUCAAGAUCGGUAUUCGGCGAGUACACACAUGUCCGAAGGACCGGUGAGUUACGCUGCUCAUCUAAUGGGCGCUUUUGCCGGAUUAACGAUCGGCUUAGCCGUGCUCAAAAACUUCGAACAAAAGCUACACGAGCAGCUGAUAUGGUGGAUAGCUUUAGCGUUGUAUGUGAUAUUGGCCACUUGCGCUAUUAUUUAUAAUAUUCUGCAUCCUUAUCCUCCUUCCUACGAAGCGACCUAUUAGUAGCCGCCAAUGUGAUAUUUUUACGCCUAUUUGUAUUUUGUCCUCUGUUUUUUUCCUUUUCUUUUCUUUUCUUUCUUUUUUUUUUUGAUUUUUUCUCGUUUUUCGUUCCUUUUGAAUAUAUCGUUGUGAUUUUUGUUCGUCUGCGCUAUAUGUAUGUUUAUUGUUCGUAAAUAUUCAUUUAUAUGCUAUUAGAGAUAGGCGGUUGGUUUAUUUUUAUUUUUCAAUUCGGCCCCCUCUCCCCCGCCUAUUAAAUCACUGCCCGAAUAUAAUAUUAUGGUACGCAGCAGUUUUUUUUCACUUCGUCGCAUCUGCAUCGUGCAGCUAUAUAAAUUAACAAAAUGAAAAUUGACCGAGUUGUUUUUUUUUGACAUUUUUUUAUUUGUAUUUUGUUUUUUUUUUUUUUAUUAUUAUUUAUUUGUUAAUUUGUUAACGUUCUACGUAUUUUUUCCCCUUUUCGUAAUCGUGUUGUAUUUUUUCCCCUCUUUUCAACGCCGCUGAUUGAGCUUUUGGCAUUCGUUCGUUAGGUACGUUUAUCGCCUAAAUUAUUACUAAUCGAGUAAGGAAAAAAAAACAUGUAAAAUUUUUACAUUUGAAAUGUUUCAGUCGUACGUUACAAACUUGGUAUUUACCGCAAAAUUAUUACGAUAAUCGAUGCGAGUUUUCGUUGAAUUUUUCAUUACUUAUUUAAUUAAUUAGGGUUUUUCACCGCAAAAGCGAUUCAAACUAUUGAAAAUAUCGUUCGAAAAAGUGAAUUAACGAAUAAUAAUUUCGAUUACAAAACGAAUGUAAUUUGAGUUCUUGAAAGUAUACUCGAUUCGUGAUUUGUAAUUUGUAUUUUAUUCGUGUCCGAGUCAUCCGUUUAAAUACAGUAUAGCUUUGUUUAUUUCGAAUCUCGCUAUUUUUUGUAAUACAUUAAUAUUCGUCGAGUGAAAAUCACGUUGUAUCAUUUUUGAGUUUUUUUUUUUUCACAAGAACCUUUUUUUCCCCUAUUCAUCUGUCAUCAAAAUGUUCUAAAUUUUUCGUUGGCAGGUCCGAAAUUGAUUCUAUUUCCGAUUCGUAUUCGUAAAAUUCAAGAUUUAAAUGGUGAAAACGUAUCGCACUAUGAAUUAUUUUCGAACUCGAUACACGAGCAUGUAAACUUUUCAAAAAAGCGAUGAUUUUAAAUUCAGUACCAACUUCUAUUUUUUUAUUUAUUCAUUUAUUUAUUUAUUUUUUUUUGGUUCGAAUCCGAUGAAAAUGCUCGUUACGAGUAUUUUUCCUGUUCGUGAAUCUAUCGUCUAUGUAUUUUCUUUGGAUAUGUAGUAUACAUAUUUUGUGAGGGACGAACAAUCCAGACUCGAAAGGUAGAAAAUUUCUAAUAAUUUAUUUAGGUAUAGUCGAUAUAAGG
Molecule: messenger RNA, 3394 nt
Organism: Planococcus citri (citrus mealybug)
Lineage: Eukaryota; Metazoa; Arthropoda; Insecta; Hemiptera; Pseudococcidae
Gene: stet
Product: stem cell tumor
Exons: 12
Coding region: 718-2007 (429 amino acids)
Cellular component (GO): membrane
Molecular function (GO): serine-type endopeptidase activity
Source: RefSeq, a predicted model, not a curated record